AUGACAACCCGACCAGAUAUCCUACAUUCCGUAACGAAGCUUGCACAAUGGAAUAUCGACCAGCACAAGGAGCAUGAAGUGGGUGCCAAACGAAUAUUGCGAUAUUUGAGGGGCACCACAGAGCUGAAGUUGCACUACCAAAACAAUGGUCAGCCCAUCCAUGGUUAUGUAGACGCGGACUGGGCUGGAGAUAGCAGUGAUCGGAAGUCCUUUAGUGGCUGUUCCUCCUUCGCUGCAUGUCCUGCAUUUACUUGGGAGUCCAAGAAACAAUCGGUCGUUGCACUCAGUACUACGGAGGCGGAAAAUGUGGCCUUUUCGUCAGCAGCUAAUGAAGCGGUCUAUAUUAUGAAACUUGUUGAUGAAAAUGACCUUCGACGAUGUCCCGGCAGUGAAGAUAUACAGCGACAACCAAAAUUCACUGAGCCUUGCAAAGAACUCCGAAGCACAGAGACAUAA
This is a messenger RNA of Drosophila simulans, 456 nucleotides long. RefSeq names its product secreted RxLR effector protein 161-like. The transcript has a single exon. Bases 1 to 456 code for a protein of 151 amino acids. The record is from RefSeq and is a predicted model, not a curated record. NCBI's taxonomy places the organism in Eukaryota, Metazoa, Arthropoda, Insecta, Diptera, Drosophilidae.